AUGCGCAGCUUUCAAAAAUUUCUUUCCUUACCGGCCCACGAUCUUUUGUCCAAAGCAAGAUUUAGUUGCCCUGUGUACAACGAAGUCAACAUUCAAAUGAUUGAUCGAUCCUUACAAGACCGUAUCUUUGGAAAGCGGAUUAUGAAAUAUGACAAAUCGUUACCCACUUUGAAGGCUUUGGCAUCUCAUGGUAUCAAUGCCAAUGAAAAGCCUUCUUCAGAGUUCUCCGUUAACCUUUUACUCCCUGAUCUUCUUGGAGAAAAUGUCGCAGAGCAUUUUGAAAAAAUUGCACAAGAACUCACUGCACCCUAUGUAAAAUUGAUUGACACAGCUCCAACUCAGUUACCCUCGCUACCGUCACGUUGGGAACUUAAUCCAGGAUGGACAAGAUAUCAGGAUGCCCAAGCGACCCGUGUACGCUGUCCACUUGAAGACUUACUGUUUUUUGAUGUUGAAGUCCUAGUUCAGGAGAGCAAUGCGCCCAUACUUGCUGUGGCCAUGUCACCAAAUGCUUGUUAUCUCUGGCUCUCCGACCGUUUGUUUGGCAAAGAACUCGUAAAUGGAAGACAAUGUGAACUGCCCCAGCUUAUACCAUUAUACUCUGGUGAAGUUGAAAGUACUUCGCCUAGACUGAUUAUAGGGCACUUUAUAAGUUACGACAGAGCCCGUGUCAGUGAUGAAUAUUUGCCUCAGCUCACGGGUCUGCGUUUUCUAGAUACUAUGUCGAUGCACAUAAGUGUUUCUGGCCUCACAACUACACAACGUAAUUUGAAACUAGCCUCAGACAAGCACCUGUAUAAUAACAAGCUCUGGAAAUCCUUUUUUCCGGGGUCAUCAUCAAGCGGCCAAUAUUUGCCUACAAAUGGAAAUGGCAUGUCAAAUGAACUUAAAUGGAUCACAGAGACAAGCCUUAAUGGUCUGGUAGAUGUAUAUAAGUUUUACUGUAAAAAGGAUCCGCCGCAAAAUAAAGACAAGCGUGCAGUCUUUGAGAAGGGUACAAUAGAAGAUGUGGCUAACAAUUUUCAGGAAUUGGCAACCUAUUGUGCUACCGACGUUUUGAUGACCUUUGACGUUUUCCGGAAGUUAUGGCCCCAAUUCAAACAGCGGUUUCCCCAUCCUGUAACCCUUGGCGGUUUGUUAGAGAUGGGUAGCAUGUACCUUCCGGUCAACCAGUCAUGGACUCGCUUUCAGCAAAAAGCAGAAAAGACCUACACAAGUCUUCAGGAGAAGCAACGUGAGAUGCUGAAGUGCUUAGCGGAGGAUGCCCUGCGGCGUCACUCUGGCCCUUCGAAAACCUACGAAGGCGACCCGUGGCUUUGGGACUUGGACUGGUCAACAACUACGAGACCGUCUAGCAAGACAGAAGCCGCUAAAGAAAUCGCCAAACUUCCAAAAUGGUACCGUGAGUUGAUUCCCAAACCUAUUAAAGACAACUACAAGAGUGGACCAGCUCUAAUUACUGCACAGAUGAAAAUUGCACCGAAACUUCUACGCCUCUGCUGGCAAGGUCUUCCUCUGCACUUCGAUCGGGAACUCAUGUGGGGUACGCUAAUACCUGGACGCAUACCAAAGCCAGUCGGUGAUCCGAGGUUCUACGAGCAGCAAGCUACAGGCAGCCGGAAAACCGCGUCCAAAUGCACGCCCGCACUUCUGCCCUCCAUCCCGGCAACCAAACGUACGGCUGCGGGAGUCCAGGAGUUGCAUUUUCCUUACAAGUGGGUACUGCCUUGGCAACAUUUACCAAGAGCUUUUCUAACUUUCACCUCUUGA
Messenger RNA from Dibothriocephalus latus, 1770 nucleotides. The record is from the annotation of a GenBank genome assembly. Lineage: Eukaryota; Metazoa; Platyhelminthes; Cestoda; Diphyllobothriidea; Diphyllobothriidae.